Leptopilina heterotoma is the source of this 758-nucleotide messenger RNA. RefSeq lists its product as uncharacterized. NCBI's taxonomy places the organism in Eukaryota, Metazoa, Arthropoda, Insecta, Hymenoptera, Figitidae. The record is from RefSeq and is a predicted model, not a curated record. The transcript has 3 exons. The coding region runs from base 276 to 758 and encodes 160 amino acids.
AAGAAGUUACUUUUCAAAAAACUCAAAUUCAAAUAGAAAAUAAUAAUGUUUUUAAUCAAAAUUAUCAUAAUACAAGUGAAUCAGUAAAUAAAUUGAAUUUGAAAAAAGAGAAUUUUAUUGAUAAUGAACAAUUGAAGGAAUCUGAUUGGUUCUCAAAUAUUCCACUUUUGCCAAUAGCGAUUGCCACAUCAAAUUCAAUUCCUGAUGGUCCAUGCAAAAGGCAAUUACAUUUAUAUUUAAAUCAUUUAAAAAAUGGGACAUUAUGGGCUGUCGAAAUGUUUGAUUCGUCAGCCAAAUAUCCUUAUGGGAUAUUUGAUGGCCUUAAUCGAUACUUGGGAAGCUUCGAUCAAUGCAAUCGAAUUGAAACAAUUGUCUGGAACGAGAAGAAUGAUAAAUUUGAGAAAAUUCGCAGUAAAUAUUGUUUGGUGGACAUAAAGUAUCAAAAAAAUACUGAAACAACAAAUUUUACUGGAAGAAAAAAUAAUUUUGCAUUCGAUUCUCAAGCAUCAGCUUGGGAAGCAGUACAAGAAACAUUAAAUGUUGGACGUUAUGAAAGGAACGUUUUGCAAAUAGCAUUGUGUUUUCCUGCAAAAUGUCGCACGAAUGAUAUUAUUGCCGCUUUGAAAGAGCCCUUAAAAAAGUUCAAUGAAGAAUACAAUCUAAAAAUUCAGGCAACAAUUCGUCCUGAAUAUUGUCAUGCAAAUCACGAGAUUUCUAAAUUCUCUAAUUACGAUAAGGCCUAUUGGUAUGUAGUUUAA